This is a messenger RNA of Perognathus longimembris pacificus (Pacific pocket mouse), 2204 nucleotides long. It is a transcript of the gene Dipk2b, whose product is annotated as divergent protein kinase domain 2B. The transcript is spliced from 5 exons. Lineage: Eukaryota; Metazoa; Chordata; Mammalia; Rodentia; Heteromyidae. The record is from RefSeq and is a predicted model, not a curated record. The coding region runs from base 152 to 1456 and encodes 434 amino acids.
UCAGCAUCCUCAGAUAGAAACCUGGGAGGCUGGGAUGGGCUCAGAGCCCUGAAACAACUGCCUCUGACAGUUUCCUCUUUGGCCCUGUGUAGCCCUGACUGAGCAGCUGGAGGCCGCAGCUGGAGGCCACAACCGCAGUCCAGAGCCCAGGAUGGACCUACGGCUGGGGCCUGAGGCUGCCGCUCCCAAUCCAGGCUGGCCAGCCCUGCUGUUUUGGGGGGUCUCAAUCUUGAGCUGCUCUACCUCGCCAGCAUCUCCCCUUCCUUCUCUGGUACCCCGAGUCAGAACCAGCUACAAUUUGGGAAGGACUUUCCUCGGUCUUGAUAAAUGCAAUGCCUGCAUCGGGACAUCUAUUUGCAAGAAGUUCUUUAAAGAAGAAAUAAGGUUUGACAACUCGCUGGCUUCUGACCUUGAACUGCCCCCUGACUACCUACCUUCUUAUUCUGCAAAUUACUCCGAUGAUUCGAAAACCUGGCGCCCUGUGGAGAUCUUCAGGCUAGUGAGUAAAGAGCAAAAUGAGAUCUCAGACAGGAGAAUCUGUGCCUCUGCCUCGGCCCCAAAGACCUGCAGCAUUGAGCGCAUCCUUCGGAAAACAGGAAGGUUCCAGAAAUGGCUACAAGCCAAACGUCUCACACUGGACCUGGUACAGGGCUUGCCCAGUCCUUUCCUGCGCUGCCCUUCGCAGAGACUCCUGGACCGGGUGGUUCGGCGCUACGCUGAGGUAGCAGAUGCUGGCAGCAUCUUCAUGGACCACUUCACCGACCGUGACAAGCUGCGCCUCCUCUACACGCUGGCUGUCAAUGCUCAUCCCAUCCUCCUACAGAUCUUCCCUGGAGCAGAGGGAUGGCCACUGCCUAAGUAUCUGGGUUCAUGUGGCAGAUUCCUUGUCAGCACCAGUACCAGACCCCUAGAGGAAUUCUAUGGUGCACCCCCAGACCAGGCAGCUGACCUCGCCUACCAGCUCCUCGGUGUUCUGGAGUCUCUGAGAAGCAAUGACUUGAAUUAUUUCUUCUACUUCACCCAUGUUGACGCAGCCAUGUUUGGCAUCUUCAGCAAUGGGCAUCUGUUCAUCCGGGAUGCUAGUGCAUUGGGUGUCAUCGACAAGCAGGAAGGGAGCCAAGCAGCCCCCAGGACAGGAGAAAAUCAAGACAUUUUUAGCUGCCUGGUUUCUGGUUGCCAGGCCCAGCUGCUGCCCUCUUGCAACAAUGUCCCUGACAAGCAGAAUGUAGUGCUCGUGUGCCAGCAAUUGUUGCCUCAACUUCUCCAGGGGAAAUUUCCCUCUCCAGUCCAAGUGGAGAUAGACUCUGCUCUUGCCCUGUGUAGACAGGGCAUCCACCCAGACUCAGAAGUCCUUGGGGCUGCCAGUCGACUAAAGGACAUCUUGAGACCACUGAGAACCUGUGACCCUAGAUUUGCCUACCGCUACCCAGACUGCAAGUACGAUGACAGAUUCUGAGGGGCUGGAGCUUACCUGACCUGAGGAGACAAUAUGCUUGGCCCUCUGUGUCCCCAGUUGAGUGGUCUGCCGGGUGGAAUGAAGCGGCUCCAUUCGAAAGACUGAAGAACUGAAGAACACUAGCUAGGGAGAUAAGGUGUGUGACUGAGCAAUCAUCCCCCCUGCCUCCUCCGAUACAUGGGCAGGACAUCAUGGCAGAGCCCAGGGGUGGGCAUUCGAAGAACAGAAAGUGGCUAUCCACUCUGUCUUUGAACCUUUAUUUCCUCUAUUCCCUACUGGACUCUCAUGAGGCUGUCAGAAUAGAGAGAUUUGAAGGGCUAUGACAUGUGCUCACAUCCUGCAGCUCAGCUGGUUACAAAGUAUAUUCCAGAAGCAUGCACUGUAGUAGUGAAUGAGAAAGACAAUGCAAGUCACGUGGCUACUGUGGAGGGAAUGCAGGAUGAUGCUGAGGCUCUGGAGGACUAAACAGAUUUAGAGUUCAGACCAGGAGGCCUACUUUCUGCUCCUGUCCACCAUGCCAUGUUCCCCCACCAUCAUGGGGUAAGAAGAUUAAGCCCCAGGGGAUUGGCCCACCAAGGCCUACUCCUGAGUCAUGUUCUGAAUGCCCUAAGCCUCCCUACACAACUCCAAAAGCAUCUGGCAGUGUAUGAAGGACACAGGGGUAAGAGGAGAAGGUGGCCAGGGCAUUAGUCCAGGUCACAUAAGAGGCAAGUGUUAGCGGGCACUGGUGUUUCAUGCCUAUAAUCCU